AUGUUAGGAUCGGACGCGGCGGAGGUGAUUCGGUCUGGAGUCGGAGGGGAGGAUGGGGAUGACGCGUGGGGUCUGGGUGUCAGCGACAGCGGGACAGAGGAGGGACGUGCGCUACUGCUGGCCGUCAGAUUUUCGGACGAUCUAACGGUCGCGGCGAGCCCAUCAGCCGCAGAACCGCCGUUGAUAGCCACUUCCAUUGUGGCCGCUCCCUGCUUCAGUAGACUGAUGAACCGCUCCAAGAACGGGGCAACCUCCGUUGCUGACCUUACAGAUGACCUUAUCAUCGAGAUUCUGUCCCUGCUGCCAGUCAAGUCAGUGUGCCGAUUCAAGUGUGUCUCCCGGCUCUGGUACAGCCUCAUCUCCCACCCUGAACACCGCAAAAGGCUUCCCCAGACCAUCUCCGGCUUCUUCUACCCCAAGCACAGACUCAAUGAUGAGUAUGAUGUGAUAACAUUUCCCACUUUUGAUGGUAUUUCAAGGGAUCAAGAGCAGCUAUUCCCUGAUUCCUCGUUGCCCUUCUUGACGGGAUACAGGCAUAUUUUGCCAAAGGACUGCUGCAAUGGCCUUAUUUUCUGCCUCUGCUGGAAGGACUCCCCAAUAGACGAAGCCGAUUAUGUGAUCCUAGAGGAUGAUGAGGACUAUGGAUAUAUCUCAGGUGUUAAUAUCUACUCAUCAGAGACAGGAGCCUGGAGUUACAAGGAAAAUGGUUGGGGCGACAAUGAGAUUCAGAUAGUUGAGAUGAGAGGCGUCUUUUUCAAUGGAAUGAUGCACUUGCUCACACGUGAGUUUAAGAUACUAGCAGUUGACACUGAGGUCUGGAUUCUUGAGGACUAUAAUGGUAAUGAAUGGAUCUUUAAGUACAACAUCAGCACUUCACAACUUUUCGGGGAGCUUUUUGGGGAGAAGGAUGUCACGUUACAACAGGACUAUGCUGAUCUCUUGUUGCAAAGGGACUAUGCUUUGAUCGCAAUCCAUCCUGAGUGCAAUUUGAUAUUCUUUGUUUGGAGGUGCGAGGAUGUGUUACUGUCAUAUGACAUGGACCGUGACAAGAGUGGAAGCCUGACUCCAGGGUGGAGGCUGACAGUUGUUACCGACAAUUAUAUGGAAUCUUUUACAAGUGUUGGACCUUCAGUUAUCACAACUAAACCAUAG
Messenger RNA from Aegilops tauschii subsp. strangulata, 1152 nucleotides. Lineage: Eukaryota; Viridiplantae; Streptophyta; Magnoliopsida; Poales; Poaceae. The record is from RefSeq and is a predicted model, not a curated record.